AUGUGCGCCGCGCACCACCGCCUGGUGCUCGUGCGGCACGGCGAGAGCACCUGGAACCAGGAGAACCGCUUCUGCGGCUGGUUCGACGCGGAGCUGAGCGCGCGCGGCCGCGAGGAGGCCGAGCGCGGCGCCGCCGCCAUCCGCGCCGCCGGCCUGGCCUUCGACGUGUGCUACACGUCGGUGCUCAAGCGCGCCAUCCGCACCCUCUGGCUCAUCCUGGACGGCACCGACCAGAUGUGGGUGCCCGUGGUGCGCACGUGGCGCCUCAACGAGCGCCACUACGGCGGCCUCACGGGCCUCGACAAGGCGCAGACGGCGGCGCAGCACGGCGAGGAGCAGGUCAAGGUGUGGCGGCGCUCCUUCGACGUGCCGCCGCCGCCCAUGGACGAGAAGCACCCCUUCCACCAGGUCAUCAGCAAGGACCGGCGCUACGCGGGGCUGCAGCCCGGCGAGCUGCCCACGUGCGAGAGCCUCAAGGACACGAUCGCGCGGGCGCUGCCCUUCUGGAACGAGCACAUCGCGCCGCAGAUCAAGGCGGGCAAGCGGGUGCUCAUCGCCGCGCACGGCAACAGCCUGCGCGGCAUCGUCAAGCACCUCGAGGGGAUGUCGGACGCGGCCAUCAUGGAGCUCAACCUGCCCACGGGCAUCCCCAUCGUGUACGAGCUGGACGCGGCGCUCAAGCCCGUGAAGCCCAUGCAGUUCCUGGGCGACGAGGAGACCGUGCGCAAGGCCAUGGAGGCCGUGGCCGCGCAGGGCAAGGUCAAGAAGUGA
This is a messenger RNA of Nothoprocta perdicaria, 771 nucleotides long. RefSeq names its product phosphoglycerate mutase 2 (gene PGAM2). The coding region runs from base 1 to 771 and encodes 256 amino acids. The record is from RefSeq and is a predicted model, not a curated record. NCBI's taxonomy places the organism in Eukaryota, Metazoa, Chordata, Aves, Tinamiformes, Tinamidae. The transcript has 3 exons. Gene Ontology annotation, biological process: glycolytic process. Gene Ontology annotation, molecular function: intramolecular phosphotransferase activity.